Anisakis simplex (herring worm) is the source of this 319-nucleotide messenger RNA. The record is from the annotation of a GenBank genome assembly. NCBI's taxonomy places the organism in Eukaryota, Metazoa, Nematoda, Chromadorea, Rhabditida, Anisakidae.
UGGUCGUGUUCUGAACGUAUCGCUAGCCGAAUACAAAGAGUUGUUUCCACGUGGUUCCGGAAAGAUGCCUGAGAAGAAAAUUGGUCGUCGUUUAUCGAAAAAAGGAUUGCGACAGCGUUUGCAAGCUGACUUCAGAAUGCUCGAUGCGGCCAUAACCACCGAUCUCCCUAUGAGGAAUUGGUUCGUUUCUUUUUAUUCUUGCUGUCUUUCUGCGGUUGUGUCAUUGUUUCAAAACAAAUGCGAGUAUUAUAUACCUUUGGUAUUAUUUAUUAUUUCAAUCAAAUUUUGCUUUUCGUCAGCAGUAUCAAAGAUGAACUAG